UUGAUUAUUUUGAGAGAUAGGAGACAAGUAGAUUGCUCGGCCACGACGGCGCAAAGUGGAUCAUGAGGAAGAAGAAGGUAAGAAACGCCAAGCCCGGGGUUGCCAACAUCGACAACGAAAAGCUAGGAAGGAAGGAGGUCCUGUACAACGCCCCUAUGGACCCGGCAACGAGGAAAGGCAAAAAGGAGAAAGACGAGGGCGAUUGUUUCGUGCAAGUGCCUGAGCCGGACACACAUUGUUGGAAAGCGAUGGAAUCGCUAACCGCCAACGAGAAAUGUCGCGUUCUGAAGAAGGUGCUCGCUUGCGAGGUGGUCUGGGUCCAGGCCGGCUCCUCGGCGUUGGCGAAGCUGGGGAAGCUCGGCGUGCAGGAAAUGGUGCAUUUGGUGAAGUGCGAUCACGUGCUCGUACGUUUUUGGAAUUACUACCAGUUCAAGCACGAGAAGAGGCCGGAUGCCGAUUGGAUCCAGAGGUACCCGUUCCUGAAAACAAGGUCUGCAAUUUUCAAGCAGUUCGAAAGUCGUGGAUUGGAUGCUGAGUUGUGGGACGGUAGCAGGAAAUAUGUUACUGACUCCUCGCUGUUCAAGGAAUGCCCACCUUACAUGGGUUGCAACGACGACCACUCGAUUGAGGCGACGGAGAAGUUGGCCGGUCACAGGAAGUUGUCCAUCGACUGGAGAAACAAGGUUCUCUCCGUGUUUACUGACAGUAGACUGAAGAGUCGCGAGACUGCUCUUGCUGAAGGCAUUGUGCACAUAAAAUGGAAAGACACAGGCGACGUGACAUCCAUCGCACCGUUCGGCAACGAGCCCUUGGAGGCGAACAUCACGAGUGCGGAGCUGAAGGAGGCGGUGGCUGCCACAAAGAGCCACACAUUCUUCCUUGAUCUCUGCAAACCGGUUGACCUGAAGCUGUGGAAACCGCAAGCGUUCGACACUCUGGAUUCCCAACUUCAGACGUGGUGUCCGUCGCAUUGGACGCUCGUCGUUUUCGUGCUCUGGCAGCAGAACCUCUCGUUUCUGGCCAGCAUGAACCACCUUUCUUUCGUGAAGCUGCUGAAAGGGACGUGGACCUCGCCUGCACGUCAGGGCAUUGUGUACGGGAACAUGGAACACAAUCCGACCCAAUUCGUUAAUCUUCUUGAAUUCGUCAGCAAGAAGGGAGAGGGUGUCGCCUUCCUUGGGAAGCCGCACGGGGGAACCGUGUGGGAACUACUGAAGGUAGGCCGACACGUUGUCGUGAUGGAAGGGAACUCCGACCUGUUGCAAUUCACAAUGCAAGUCGUCAAAAGCGAGGUCAAUUCGGGGGCCCACAAUUGUGAGUUCGUGGUCGUGAAGGAGACACGGGAUCGCUUGUGGAACAACAAGACGGACAUGUGGUUCAAGGGUUCGGGAGAAAUGGCUGGAUUGCAUGCAAGGGAAGGAGGGGGGGUAAUGGAGGAAGGGAAGGAAAGGGAGGAAGGAGAGGAAGGGGAGGAAGGGGAGGAAGAAGGGUAUGAAGGGGAGGAAGAGGAGGAGGAAGGGGAGGAAGGAGAGAAAGGGGGAGAAACGGAGUUGAGUGAGUUGUUUGAAGGAAAGGAGGGUGCGAAAGGGGACAUCGAUAUUGGAGACGACGAACGGACAAUGUCGGGAGGCAUAACUGAUGAUGUCGGGAAGGUCCUGACAAUUGAUGAUUUGGUCGAGGCCCUGGACAGGCGAAAGAGGUUGCAGAGCAAUGUCCCCAAAGUGAACACCGUCCAUUGGAUUGGCGAGCGAGUUUCAGAAUGCCUGAAACUAGUUGAGCAGGCUCCGGUGGGGUUAUUGGAUGCGGUGAAGUUCCAACGUAUUUUGAAUCCAGCUCCAUCUGGACAGAUGGUACCAUACGUUGGGCCUCAAGCAAGUAUGCCGCCGCCGAGCUAUCCUGCAGUGCAGGCUGAGCCCGUGGCGCCACCUCCAUCCCCCACGCCAAGUUCACAGGGCAACGUGGCAAGGGGAGGAAAUCAAGGUCACAACAACCAAGGGAAUGGAGGAAGUGGCAGCGGAAGAGGGCGUGGGAGGAAUGGUGCUAGCCAAGGUGGACAUUGGGACAACCAAGGCUACCAAGGCCAAGGGAGUCAAGGGAAUCAAGGAGGUCAAGGAUAUGGAAGACCUCGUUUUGAUUGGAGAACUGCUAUUUGUCAGCAUUGCGAUAAGCAAGGUCACACUAUACGGUUCUGUAACAUAAGGCAGAGAGAUGAGAAGUCCGGGAUGAUCUAUUCUAAUAUGGAUGGUGACAUAUAUGAUCAGUACGGGGAGUAUAUGGACAGAAAGGUUCCAGGCGGGGUGCGGGCGGAGGCUAAGAGGAGGAUAGUUGCGCGACAAGCGCCACCCGCCACGUUCAGGUUGUGGCAGGAAAGGAAUGGCCCACCAAUAAGAGUGGACGAGGUGGAAAAUGAUGGAGAGGUGACUCAAAGGCUACAAGCAAGAACUAUAAAGGAAGAGCCCAUAGUCGUUGGGUCAGACAGAGAGGGCGAAAAUGAGAAGGUGAAGUCGGCGUCAGUCCUUCCAGGAAAGAUGGAGGAUGUGUGGGAGAAAAUGGGAAGAUACCAGGGAAAGUUGGUAGAUAUAUGUGAAAAAGUGAGGAAAUGGAGAGCAAAAAUUCCCAAAGUUUUCCUCUACGAUUCUGGCCCAGAGUCGGUACCAGGACGGCAGGGAGACCACGGUGUGGCCACCGUGGGGUCAGGCCCUCGGUCUGGAAUGACCUUCAGGCCCCCUACCGCGCAAGGGAGAAUGGCGUAAGCUGCACAAACUAGGGGACAGAAUAAGGCAAGUGUCAGCCGAGAACCC
Chara braunii is the source of this 2801-nucleotide messenger RNA. The record is from the annotation of a GenBank genome assembly. NCBI's taxonomy places the organism in Eukaryota, Viridiplantae, Streptophyta, Charophyceae, Charales, Characeae.